UAUAGUGCAGGGCAAUAAAAAGGAAGCAUGAUUGGACCAAAUAUUUUUUUUUUAAAAAAAAACCAUGAUUGAAUUUUGGGGAGGAGAUAAAUUGGAGUUUGAAGGUUGAAGUUUCAAUGUGAAGGUUAAGAAGCAGCAAGACAUCCCUCCUUUGCCAUUGGACAUGGGCCAAACUCAAAGCGCCCUUCAUAUUUAAUCCCCAAGAAGAACCGACGCUACUGUGGCGCCUGUUAUGCCGCUUAUUAAAUACUCCGAUCCUGGGGGAAUGCAAAUCAAAUCAAGCGCAGCGGACGGACACCAAAACCCCAACCCACCACGAAACGCCAAACAAAGAGAAGGAAGAGAUAAUUCCAUUGCUACGUCGCCUCCGCCGCGAUGUGCAAUAUCACAGCAUCCACCGCCGUCGCCGUCGCCUCUGCCUCACCAGAUGAGAAGAAUACCCUUCUCUCGCCCGCUCAUUUCUACCUCACCCUCUUUCCCCUUUCCAGUCAUUCCGGUCUCGGUGAUAUUGUAGAGCAGGUGGGCUUAAAGUGCCUCCCUGCGGCAGAGACCCUGGAGAAGCCUCUACUGUCGCCGGCUGAGGCGCUUCAGGAGGCCGGCUCGCUUUUCCGGCUCUCCUUCCCCAUUGCGCUGACCGCGUUGCUUCUCUACCUUCGUUCCAUCGUCUCGAUGCUCUUCCUGGGUUCGCUGGGAGAUCUGCCGCUCGCCGCGGGCUCCCUCGCCAUCGCCUUCGCCAACAUCACCGGAUACUCUGUCCUCUCGGGGCUCUCGUUGGGCAUGGAACCUCUCUGCUCGCAGGCGUUCGGUGCGAACCAGCCGCGCCUCCUGGCACUGACCUUCCACCGCUCCGUGCUCUUCCUGCUCUGUUCCUCGCUGCCCAUCGCCCUGCUCUGGCUCAACAUGUCGCGGAUUCUGCUCGUCCUCGGUCAGGACCCGGAGAUCACCUCGGUGGCGCAGGAGUACCUUCUCUUCUCGCUCCCCGAUCUCUUAUCUUUCUCUCUCGUCCACCCCGUCCGGAUCUAUCUGCGGUCGCAGGGCGUGACGCGGCCGCUCGCCGCCGCUGCCGCCCUCGCCGCAGCCGUCCACCUCCCUGCCAACUUCCUCCUCGUGACCCAACUCGGAUUCGGUGCGUCGGGUGUGGCGGCCGCGGCCGCCAUGUCCAACUUUGCUCUCGUCCUUUCCCUACUACCGCACGCGCCAGGCAGGCCCACCGCGGAGUGCCUCGCCGGGUGGGGCCCGCUGGCCCGCCUCGCUGCCCCUAGCUGCGUCUCCGUUUGCCUCGAGUGGUGGUGGUACGAGCUCAUGAUCCUCCUCUGCGGCCUCCUUCCAGAUCCCCGCCCCGCCGUCGCCGCCAUGGGCGUCCUCAUCCAGACCACCGCCCUCGUCUACGUCUUCCCCUCCUCCCUCGGAUUCGGAGUAUCCACCCGCGUCGGAAACGAGCUCGGCGCCAACCGCCCAUCCCGCGCGCGCGUCUCCGCCGCCGUCUCCGUGCUCUUCGCCGCCGUCAUGGGACUAGCAGCAAUGUGCUUCGCCACCGGCGUGCGGGAGCGCUGGGGCCGCAUGUUCACCGACGACGCCGACAUCCUGCGGCUGACGGCGGCCGCUCUUCCGGUCGUGGGGCUGUGCGAGCUGGGAAACUGCCCGCAGACGGUCGGCUGCGGGGUCCUGCGCGGCAGCGCCCGUCCGUCGCGGGCGGCCCACAUCAACCUCGGCGCCUUCUAUCUCGUCGGCAUGCCGAUCGCCGUCGGACUCGGCUUCUGGCUUCGACUAGGCUUCGUCGGGCUCUGGACCGGCCUUCUCGCCGCGCAAGUCUGCUGCGCCGGGCUCAUGCUUCGCGCCGUCAGUACCACCGACUGGGUGGCGCAGGCCCGGCGGGCACAGUCGCUGACGUCUUCCGCCGCCGCCGCUGGCAGCCCCUCAUUGCAGGAGGUGAAGAUAGAGAAAGCCGAAGGCAACAAUGGAUCAACUUGUCCCUACGAGCCUCUGAUCGCGAUUAAGGUCUGUGCCUUGGAAAGAUGAUAUUAAAAACUAUUUCUAUUAAUUAUUUCCAAAAAUUGGAAUCAUGGAUCUAAUUUUCUAACUCCAGACAAGAAAAA
Zingiber officinale is the source of this 2096-nucleotide messenger RNA. RefSeq names its product protein DETOXIFICATION 51-like. The record is from RefSeq and is a predicted model, not a curated record. Bases 376 to 2019 code for a protein of 547 amino acids. Gene Ontology annotation, cellular component: membrane. The transcript has a single exon. Lineage: Eukaryota; Viridiplantae; Streptophyta; Magnoliopsida; Zingiberales; Zingiberaceae. Gene Ontology annotation, biological process: xenobiotic detoxification by transmembrane export across the plasma membrane. Gene Ontology annotation, molecular function: xenobiotic transmembrane transporter activity; antiporter activity.